GAAGAGUCCUGUUUGCAAGGAGAGGGGCUAGCGCUCAGCAUGGCCCGGGGACCCUCGGCUCGGCUCCUGCUGGCGUGGGCGGCCCUGUCCUCCGUGGCGGGUGGCCAGGGCCACUGGGAUGGGGCAGUGCGGCCUGCAGGUGCGGGACGCGUGCGGAGGCGAGGCAGCCCCGGCAUCCUGCUGGGGCCGAACGUGUGCGGUUCCCGCUUCCACGCCUACUGCUGCCCCGGCUGGAGGACGCUGCCCGGCGGGGGCCAGUGCGUCGUGCCUGUCUGCAGGCGCCCCUGCGGGGGGCGCUUCUGCUCGCCGGACCUGAGCACCUGUGCAGACCGGACGCUGGCCCCGCCGCGGGCUGAGCCAAGGCGAGCGGGGUGCAGUGUGAGCUGCAUGAACGGGGGCAGCUGCCGCGGGGACACCUGCCUGUGCCAGGGAGGCUACACGGGCACCGUGUGUGGGCAGCCCAUCUGUGACCGCGGCUGCCACAACGGGGGCCGCUGCGUCGGGCCCAACCUCUGCGCCUGCGUGUACGGCUUCCUGGGUCCUCAGUGUGAGCGAGACUACCGGACGGGACCCUGCUUUAGCCGAGGGGGCCCCGAGGGGUGCCAGCACCAGCUGACCGGCCUCAUGUGCACCAGAGCACUUUGCUGCGCCACUGUAGGCCGGGCCUGGGGCCUCCCGUGCGAGCUCUGCCCUCCGCAGCCACACCCCUGCCGCCGCGGCUUCCUCCUCAAUAUCCACACGGGGGCCUGCCAAGAUCUAGAUGAGUGUCGCAGCGUCCCCAGCCUCUGCUUCGGGGGCGACUGCACCAACACGGUCGGGAGCUACGUGUGCACCUGUCCCCGAGGCUUUGCCAGCAGCCUGGACGGCACCCGCUGCCUGGACCUCCGCGGCGGCACCUGCUUCUCGGUGGUAUUUGGGGGUCGCUGUGCUGCGGACCUCGCUGGCCACUACACUCGCAGGCAAUGCUGCUGUGACAAGGGCAGGUGCUGGGCGGCUGGCUCGGCCCCGGAGCUGUGUCCCUCCAGGGGCUCUGAUGAAUUCCAGCGGCUGUGUGUCCAGGAGCCGCCGCCUUCCCACGUGGGUCCUUUCCCUGGUCUCCCCGGCUUUCGGUCCAACAGCAGGGGUCCUGCCCUGGGGCCUGCACGACACAGCCCCUACGGAUCCAGUGGGCGUGGGGUCCCCCGCCUGGGCCCCGUUAACCCCCGCAUCGGUACGGCGGCCCUGAACGAGACCAUCGACGCCUGCCGCCACUUCACCAACCUGUGUCUCAACGGCCGCUGUGUGCCCACCCCUUCCAGCUACCGCUGCGAGUGCAACGUGGGUUACUCCCAGGACGUGCGGGGCCAGUGCAUCGAUGUGGAUGAGUGUGUCGUCGGCGGUGGCCUCUGCCACCUGGGCCGCUGCGUCAACACGGAGGGCAGCUUCCGGUGUGUGUGCAGUGCGGGCUUCGAGCUGGGCCCGAGCGGCAGGAACUGCGUGGACAUCAACGAGUGUGCCCUUGACCCUGAGGCCUGCACCAACGGUGUGUGCAAGAACCUGAACGGCGGCUACCGGUGCAUCUGUAACCCGGGUUACGAGGCAGGCGCCACGGGCAAGGACUGCACUGACAUCGACGAGUGUGUGUCCAGCCCGUGCGUGAAUGGUGUGUGCCGGAACCUGGCGGGCUCCUACACCUGUGAAUGUGCCCCGGGGCACCGGCUGGGGCCCUCGGGAGCCGUGUGCCUAGACAAUACCAAGGGGACCUGCUGGCUCCAGAUGCAGGACGGGCACUGCGAGGUGAACCUGCAGGGAGCCUCUCUGCGGUCCGAGUGCUGCGCUACCCUAGGGGCCGCCUGGGGGAGCCCCUGCCAGCGCUGCGACCCGGACCCCGUGUGUGCACGCGGCUUCGCCCGCGGGGAGGGUGUCACCUGCGAAGAUGUGAAUGAGUGCGGGUCCUUCCCGGGCGUGUGUCAGAGCGGGCGCUGCGUCAACACCGAGGGCUCCUUCCGCUGCGAGUGUCCCCAGGGGCUGGUGCUGGACGCCUCGGGCAGGCUGUGUGUGGAUGUGAGAAUGGAGCUGUGCUUCCUGCCCUGGGACAAGGAUGGCUGUGGGGUCCCCCUGCCCGGCACGUACCGCAUGGAUGUCUGCUGCUGCUCCGUGGGGGCCGCGUGGGGAGCCGCGUGCGAGAUGUGCCCGGAGCCCGGCUCCCGGGAGUUUGCCAGGCUGUGUCCCCAAGGGCCCGGCUUCUCCGGCCACGACUUCCUGUCCGGCCGGCCCUUCUACAAAGACGUGAAUGAGUGCAGGGCGUUCCCCGGACUCUGCACCCACGGCACCUGCCAAAACACAGUGGGCAGCUUCCGCUGCUCCUGUGCCAGCGGCUUCACCUUGGAUGCCCAGGAGAGGAACUGCACAGACAUUGAUGAGUGUCGCAUCUCCCCCGACCUCUGCGGCCAGGGCACCUGCGUCAACACCCCGGGGAGCUUCCGGUGCCAGUGUUUCCACGGCUACGCCAGCAGCUCCCCACUGCUGAGGAGCUGUGUGGAUGUGGAUGAGUGUGCAGGGGACCCACUACUGUGCCGGGGAGGCACCUGCACCAACACAGAGGGGAGCUUCGAGUGCCAGUGUCCCCCUGGGCACGUGCUGACAGCCCAGGGCACUGCCUGUGAGGAUGUGGACGAGUGCUCGCUGAGCGGCAGCCUGUGUCCCCAUGGCCGGUGCGUCAACGUCAUCGGCUCCUUCCAGUGCUCCUGCCUCGCCGGCUUCCGGGCCACGCCUGACCGCCGGGGCUGCGUGGAUACCGACGAGUGCGGAGUCCGGAACGGUGGCUGUGAGGUGCACUGCGCUAACACCGAGGGCAGCUUCCAGUGUGGCUGUGGACGGGGCUACGCGCUGCUGCCCGACGGCAGGGCGUGCGCAGAUGUGGACGAAUGUGAAGAGAACCUGGACAUCUGCGGCCAGGGGCAGUGCACCAACGUGCUGGGAGGCUACCGCUGCUCGUGCUACCGCGGCUUCACAGCCACACUGGACAUGAAGACGUGUGUUGAUGUGAAUGAGUGUGACUUGAACCCCCACAUCUGUCUCCAUGGCAACUGUGAGAACACAGCCGGAUCCUUUGUCUGCCACUGCCAGCUGGGCUACAUCACCGGGAAGGAGGCCACGGGCUGCUCUGACGUGGACGAAUGUGAGCUUGGGGGACACGACUGUGACAGCCACGCCUCCUGCCUCAAUUUCCCCGGGAGUUUCAGCUGCAGGUGCCAGCCAGGCUGGGCAGGGGACGGCUUCGAAUGCCAGGACCUGGACGAAUGCGCCGCUCAGGACCACCGGUGCAGCCCGAGAGCCAACUGCCUCAAUGUCCCCGGCUCCUACGGCUGCACCUGUCACCAGGGAUUCGCCGGGGACGGUUUCUCCUGCGAAGACAGGGACGAAUGUGCCGAGGACAUGGACCUCUGUGAGAACGGGCAGUGCCUCAAUGUCCCUGGCGGGUACCGCUGUGAAUGCGAGAUGGGCUUCAGUCCCACCGAAGACCUCGGAGGAUGCCAGGAUGUGGACGAGUGCGCGCUCGGGAACCUCUGCGCCUUUGGGAGCUGUGAGAACCUGCCCGGCCUGUUCCGCUGCGCAUGUGCAGACGGCUACGAGCUGGACCAAGGGGGCGGCAACUGCACGGACAUAAAUGAGUGUGCGGACCCCGUGAACUGCAUCAACGGCCUCUGCGUCAACACCGCCGGGGGCUACCUCUGCCACUGCCCCCAGGACUUCGAGCUGAACCCCAGCGGGGUGGGCUGCGUGGAUCCCCGGGCCGGGAGCUGUUUCCUGGACACGCACGACCGCGGGGAUGGGGGCCUCUCCUGCGGUGCCGAGGUCGGAGUCGGUGUCACCCGAGCCUCCUGCUGCUGCUCCCUGGGCCGGGCGUGGGGCGCCCCCUGCGAGCUGUGCCCGAUGGCCAACUCCACUGAGUACAGAACUUUGUGCCCGGGUGGUGAGGGCUUCCGGCCCAACCCCGUCACUGUCAUUCUGGAAGACAUUGAUGAGUGCCAGGAGCUGCCGGGGCUGUGCCAAGGAGGCCACUGUGUCAACACCUUCGGCAGUUUCCAGUGUGAGUGCCCAGCCGGGUUCCACCUGCAUCAGGACACGCGCAUCUGUGAGGAUAUCGAUGAAUGCUCUGUACACGCGGGCAUCUGUGGCCCUGGCAUGUGCUACAACACCCUGGGGAACUACACCUGCAUCUGCCCCGUAGAGUACCUGCCAGUCAACGGAGGCAACCGCUGCGUGGACAUGAGGAAGAGCAUCUGCUUCCGGCACUAUAAUGGCACCUGUGGGAACGAACUGGCCUUGAACGUGACCCGGAAGAUGUGCUGCUGCGCCUACAACAUCGGCCAGGCCUGGAAUAGACCCUGCGAGGCCUGCCCCAGCCCCGCCAGCCCCGACUACCAGGUCCUGUGUGGGAAUCAAGUCCCAGGCUUCACUGUCGAUGUCCACACGGGGAAGCUCAUGGACAUUGACGAGUGUGGGGAGAUCCCGGCCGUGUGCACAGACGGCGUCUGCGUCAACCAGAUCGGAAGCUUCCGCUGCGAGUGCCCCUUGGGCUUCCAGUACAACAGCGCCUUGCUGGCCUGCAGAGAUGUGGACGAGUGUGCCGGCAGGGAGAGGGUCUGCCACAGCAACGCAGAGUGUGUCAACAUCCCGGGCAGCUACCGCUGCCAGUGCGCCCCGGGAUUUAGGCUGUCACCCAGUGGGACCUGCGUGGGACCGCCCUUCUCCCACCCAGACACGGACGAGUGCGCUGCGGGGCAGCCCUGCGGGGAAGGCACGUGCACCAACGUCAUCGGGGGCUUCGAGUGCGCCUGUGCGGACGGCUUUGAGCCCGGCCCCGGGGCUGCCUGUGAGGACAUCGACGAGUGCUUGCUGAACCCGCUGCUCUGCGCCUUCCGCUGCCGCAACACCGAGGGCUCCUAUGUGUGUGCCUGCCCGGCUGGCUACGCCCUGCGCGAGGACGGGGCCACGUGCCGAGAUGUGGACGAGUGUGCAGACAGUUCCAAGGACUGCCACAGCCGUGGCAUGCUGUGCAAGAACCUCAUUGGCUCCUUCACGUGCAUCUGCCCUGUCGGCAUGCGGCCCCAGCCCGGCUCCGGGGAGGGCUGUGCAGAUGAGGACGAAUGCCAUACCCAGCCCAGCAUCUGUAUCCACGGUGAAUGCGUCAAUACUGUGGGCAGCUUCCGGUGUGACUGUCAGGAGGGCUUCCAGCCCAGCCCGACCCUCACUGAGUGCCACGAUGUCCGGCAGGGGCAGUGCUUCUCCGAGGUGCUGCAGGCUGCAUGCCCAGUCCACUGGAGCAGGGGCGAGGCUGUGACCAAGGCCGUGUGCUGCUGCGGAAGUGGCCGGAGCUGGGGACCCAGCUGCGAGCUCUGCCCCUUGCCUGGCACCUCUGCCUACAAGAAGCUGUGUCCCCACGGCUCAGGCUACUCUGCUGAGGGACAAGAUGUGGACGAGUGCCGUGUGCUUGCACACCUGUGCCCCCACGGCGCGUGCAUCAACAGUAUCGGCUCAUUCCACUGCCACUGCCAGGCCGGGUACAUGCCAGACGCCACCGCCACUGCCUGCCUGGAUGUGAACGAGUGCAGCCAGGACCCCAAGCCGUGUUCCUUUGUCUGCAAAAACACAGAGGGCAGCUUCCUGUGCUCCUGCCCCCGGGGAUACCUACUGGAGGAGGACGGCAGGACCUGCAAAGACCUGGACGAGUGCUCCGCCCGGCAGCACAACUGCCAGUUCCUGUGCAUGAACACCAUUGGUGCCUUCGCCUGCCGCUGUCCCCCGGGCUUCACUCAACGCCGCCAGGCCUGCUUCGACAACAAUGAGUGCUUGGCACAGCCCAGCCCAUGUGGUGCCCAUGGCCGCUGCCUCAAUGCCCCAGGCAGCUUCCGCUGUGAUUGCUACCAAGGCUUCACUCUGGACAGCUCAGGCCAUGGCUGCAAAGACAUAGAUGAGUGUGACGGACCCCAUCGCUGCCGCCAUGGCUGUCAGAAUGAGGUGGGGGGCUACCGCUGCAGCUGCCCCCGGGGCUUCACCCAGCACUCCCAGUGGGCACAGUGUGUAGAUAAGAACGAGUGUGCUGUGUCACCCACGGCCUGCGGCAGUGCCUCCUGCCACAACACCCUUGGUGGCUUCCACUGUGUCUGCCCCUCUGGCUUUGACUUUGACCAGGCCCUCGGGGGCUGCCAGGAUGUGGACGAGUGCGCCGGGCAGGGCAGCCCCUGCAGCUACGGCUGUGCCAACACUGCGGGCGGCUUUCUGUGCGGCUGCCCCCGAGGCUACUUCCGGGCUGGGCAAGGGCACUGUGUCUCCGCCUUGGGCUUCAGCCCUGGACCCCAGGAAGCCCCAGAUGAGGAGCCACUCUCUCCAGAAGCCUGCUAUGAAUGCAAGAUCAACAGCCUCACCACUCGGGACCGGCCCCGGCGCAGUGCCCACAGGGGCCACCAGGUGAGCAUGGCCACCCUCGAUGCCGCAGUCCCCCUGACCUUGGGCCUGAACCUCUCACGCCUGAGCCAGGCCGAGCACAUCCUGGAGCUGCGGCCAGCUCUGCAGGGUCUGGGAGGCCGAGUCCGAUAUGUCAUCGCCCGUGGCAACGGGCAAAGUUUCUUCCGCAUGCAGCACCGCAGCAACCUCAGCUCCCUGCAGCUGGGGCGGCGGAGGCCGCGGCCUGGAAGGUACCAGCUGGAGGUGGUGAGCAUGGCAGGGGCCUGGGGCAUCCGGCAGGGACCCCAGGGCCGGGCCCUGCGGCUGAAGGUGCAAUUGCAGCUCCUCUAGUUGGGAGGAGCCUCAGUGCAUGCCGGAGCUCCAGCUCUGGUGGAUUCUGGAACUAGGGUGACUGCUCCUCAGCAACGUUGGGUGACCAGGUCAAACCCCGAAACUCAGGAAGAGUGGCACGCUACACUAUGACCUCAGACGAGCCCAGCCUGUGCCCACGCCCUCUGCGGCAGCCCAGGAAACCCCAACACUCGUCUUUCCUGGAGACAUCGAGACGCUGCCUGUGCCUCCUUCAUUCCAGGCCAGCGAGGGUCCCCGUGGUCACGGCCUCUGGUCAAUCUCAGGCUUAAACCUCUGUACUGCACUGUGGCUCCCCGCCCCCCACCAGGGGCUGGCAGGACAUCGGGAUAGGUGGCUGGGGUGGGCGAGGGCCUUGUCCCUCCGGGCAGAAAAGGGAGCCCCAGCGCGCCCAAAAUCAGUGACUCACUGCUCAUUCUCCUGGGGCCUGGGCUAGGGUUCUGGGGGUGCUUUUAUAUCCAAAGUGGAGACAGCAAUAAAGUUAUUUUGG
Chinchilla lanigera (long-tailed chinchilla) is the source of this 7288-nucleotide messenger RNA. RefSeq names its product fibrillin 3 (gene Fbn3). The transcript has 50 exons. The annotation marks the transcript as partial. The record is from RefSeq and is a predicted model, not a curated record. Gene Ontology annotation, molecular function: calcium ion binding. NCBI's taxonomy places the organism in Eukaryota, Metazoa, Chordata, Mammalia, Rodentia, Chinchillidae.